Messenger RNA from Chroicocephalus ridibundus (black-headed gull), 3112 nucleotides. RefSeq names its product aarF domain containing kinase 1 (gene ADCK1). The transcript has 11 exons. Gene Ontology annotation, biological process: protein phosphorylation. Lineage: Eukaryota; Metazoa; Chordata; Aves; Charadriiformes; Laridae. Gene Ontology annotation, molecular function: ATP binding; protein kinase activity. The record is from RefSeq and is a predicted model, not a curated record. The coding region runs from base 736 to 2298 and encodes 520 amino acids.
AGAACCGAAAGCAGUCGGAACCGGCCCCUCGCGUCCUUCACGGGGGAGCCCUUGGGCCGCGUUCCGGCGGCGGCGGGGUCGGGGGGCGUACCGGCCGCCGCGGGGGGCUUUGCGGCGGCCCUCGGGGGUGGUCAGCGCUCCCUGGGCCUCGGGGCAGGUGGCCGGUGCUGGGCCUCCAGGGUGUUACCUCCUGGGCUCCGGGAGAAAUCCGGUCACCUCCCGCCCGCGCCGGCUCCCCCGGGCGGCGGGAGGAGAGGCCCGGCUGCCGGGAAAGGGCACCUUACGCGUGGGAAGUCGUGCGACAGUCAAGGAAGCCGGGUCGCCUGGGUGAAGGAAGGGCGGGAGGUGGUUCAUCAGCGCCGGCCUUAACGAGGCGAGGCUGUGACAUCGUGAGGCGUAUCUCAGCUGACAGGGUCCCUGAGGUGCCCCUAGGGGUGUGGUGAUGGCUCAUUUACAUGGAAAAGGCUGCUCCACACCUGAUGCAAAGCUUUGAAAUGGAUUUCUGACAAUUCCAUUUCUGUACCUUAUAUUGGAGGGGUUUAAAUUCUUCCCUUUUUUAUUGGGUACAACACAUUAAGCAUGAAAGCGGGAACUUUGUUGCUGAAGAGCUCAGCUGCUGUGGCUGUUUAUUUGCCACCUAAAGUUCCCAUCUUCUGUUCGUGACGUACAGCUGGCGGGUACGGCAAUAGAUGUGGUGUCGUGAACUGCAGAUUAUAGCUUCAGGGUUCAUCAGUCAUGGCACGAAGGGCCUUGAAACUUGCCUCGUUGGCGGCAGCCACUUCUGGCAUCUACCUGUAUGGCAACAAGUUCCUGGAUCCCAAUGACUUUGGAGUUGUUCGUGUGGGACGAGCCAUUGCCACAACGGCAGUUAUCACCUAUGACUAUCUCACUUCCCUUCGGAGCGUCCCAUACGGAUCAGAGGAGUAUGACUUCCUCAAAUCACAGGUGCACCUGCGCUCUGCUGAGCGCCUCCGGGAGCUGUGCUGCGCAAACAGAGGCACCUUCAUCAAGGUGGGACAGCACCUGGGAGCGCUUGACUACCUGCUGCCUGAGGAGUACACCCGCACCCUCAAAGUGCUGCACAGCCAGGCCCCGCAGAGCACUAGGCAGGAGAUCGAGCAAGUUAUCCGUGAGGAUCUGGGCAAAGAGAUAAAAGAGCUCUUCGUGAGUUUUGAGGACACUCCGUUGGGAGCAGCAUCACUAGCCCAGGUGCACAAGGCAGUGCUGCAGGAUGGGAGAACGGUAGCAGUGAAAAUCCAGCACCCAAAGGUCCAAGCACAGAGCUCCAAGGAUAUUUUGCUCAUGGAGGUUCUCCUCUUGGUUGUGAAGCAGAUCUUUCCAGAUUUUGAGUUCAUGUGGCUGGUGGAAGAAGCUAAGAAGAAUCUGCCCUUGGAGCUGGAUUUCCUCAAUGAAGGCAGAAACGCUGAGAAGGUUGCUCAUAUGCUCAAGAACUUUGACUUCCUGAAGGUCCCCAGGAUCUACUGGGAGCUCUCAACAAGGCGUGUCCUUCUCAUGGAGUUUAUGGAAGGGGGACAGGUGAACGACAGGGCCUACAUGGAGAGGAAUGGCAUCAAUGUGAAUGAGAUCUCUCGCAACCUGGGGAAGCUCUACAGCGAAAUGAUCUUUGUGAACGGCUUUGUGCACUGUGACCCGCACCCAGGCAACGUGCUAGUGAAGAAAUGCCCAGCCUCUGGCAAGGCCCACAUUAUCCUCCUGGACCAUGGGCUCUACCAGGUGCUGAGUGAGUCAUUCCGCAUGGACUACUGCCGCCUUUGGCAGGCCCUCAUCAAGGCAGAUAUGAAGAGAGUGCAGAAGUACAGCCGGCGGCUUGGGGCAGGAGAUUUGUACCCUCUCUUUGCCUGCAUGCUGACCGCCAGAUCCUGGGAGUCCGUCAACAGGGGCAUUGACAGGUCACCAGUCUCAGCCAGUGAGGACGUGGAAAUCCGUUCCAACGCCGCUGCUUACCUACCCCAGAUCACCCAGCUCCUCAACAACGUCCCCCGCCAGAUGCUGCUGCUGCUGAAGACCAAUGACUUGUUAAGGGGGAUUGAGUCAGCCCUGCACACACGGGCCAGUGCCAGCUCCUUCCUCAACAUGUCUCGCUGCUGCAUCAGAGCUGUUUCCACGUACCAGAGGAGCAAGAGUCACUCGCUUUACAGGAAGGCCCAGAUCUCACUCGCAGAAGCCCUGAGCCUGUGGCAGAUCAACUUGUAUGAACUCUUCCUGUGGCUGAAGGGGUCCCGGAUGGGGAGCUGGGUCAUUGCUCUCCUGAGCCGGAUGCACCAUUCCACGUACUGACACGAACUGGUGGGAGAGGCCCAGGAGCUCCCUCCCUUCCUUCUGCUCUCCACGGCACAUUCUGACUUCUGUGGGCUAUUUUUGGGUCUUGUUCCAUGUUACAUGCUGCACUGUCCUUGCCUGUUACAGCAUUAGCUUUCUAUGUGGCGCUGAGAGGUGGAGUCAGUACCGGAGCUCUGCCGUUUCAUGGUUUAGGAAAAGGAGGUGUGGGAUACCAUGUGUCAGGAAGGACAGGGUACUUUCCCCAUCUGAGCAGUGGAGAUUCCACUCAGAUUCCAGUGGGAUAACACUGGAAGCAAAAGCCUCUCUUUGGCUUUUUCUUAAUCUUACAGAAUUUAAGAGAAUCCCAACCCUGCCUAGAAUGUCCCAAAGCAUUUCUCAGACCCCCAGAGAGAGGUGGUAAGUCCCUUUAAAAUCCAAUAGGGUUUAUAUUAGUUUUUGAAAUCUCCUUAGUCUGAUUUCUGUUCAGGUGUUCAGAGAGUUUCUCAGAGGAGUGAGACCUUGUGGAGAGCUGGCACUAGGACUUCCUCUCCCAGCACCAGGGAAAGGGGCCCUAAUGGUGAGAGCGGUGGACUGGGAGUCGGGCUUUUUGAGGUUCAUCUCCAGUCCUGUCAGCAAGUGCCUCUUUGUUUUUGGACUUUUCCUGGCCUGUUUCCUUGCAGGUGAAAUGGGGGAAGGAGACAAUGGUCUUGCCUCUUUUCUGAAAUUCAGGGAAGGCAGGAGGAAUGACAACUCAGGGCUCUGAAACUGCUGGUAAUGUAUGUGUACUGUACAGUACUGCCACACAGCAAAAUAAAUGUGUUGUAUCAAAGAC